This is a messenger RNA of Fundulus heteroclitus (mummichog), 4868 nucleotides long. It is a transcript of the gene nes, whose product is annotated as nestin. Gene Ontology annotation, cellular component: intermediate filament. Gene Ontology annotation, biological process: positive regulation of intermediate filament depolymerization. The record is from RefSeq and is a predicted model, not a curated record. Lineage: Eukaryota; Metazoa; Chordata; Actinopteri; Cyprinodontiformes; Fundulidae. The transcript is spliced from 4 exons. Bases 191 to 4342 code for a protein of 1383 amino acids. Gene Ontology annotation, molecular function: CCR5 chemokine receptor binding; intermediate filament binding.
AUGAAAGAGACUUCUUUUGCUGGCAGUCACUCCGCCGGAGCCUCAUGGGAGCCUCCCUCACACACAAGGAAACCCCCCCACCCCACGCUGACUGAGGCUGGGAACGAAGAGACAAAGCCGACCGGCACAUUAUAAUCCGUUAACUUCUGAGUAAGACCUCGGUUAGCUGGAUACCUUUUCUCUAACCAACAUGGAGCUCCACGGAGUGCAUACUAUCUUCCACCCAAACCACCUCGGUGAGGAGAAGCAACAGAUGCUGAACCUGAACCGCCGUCUUGAAGCCUAUCUCAGUCGGGUCAAACUUCUGGAGGAGGAAAAUGAAAUGCUUGCAAACGAGAUCAAAGUUUUGAGGCACAGCAAUCAGGGGACCCUGACACGCAGGAGGGGCUUAGAGGACGAGCUGAAACAGGCAAGGCUGGAAGUGGAUGCCGCCUGGAGGGAGAGGGUCCUCACAGAGGUGGAGGUUGAAAAGCUGAUGGAGGAGAUCCAAGACCUGGAGCUUCAGAGACAGAGGGAGGCUGAAGCCAAAAUGUUGGCCAAGACAAAGAUGGAGCAAAGCAGGAAGGAGCUGGAAGAUGAGCAGAGGGCACAGAUCUGGCUCAGGGAGAAGGUCAACCAGCUUGAACAUGAAAUGAGGUUCUUAAUUCACAGCCAUGAAGAAGAUGUUGCCCACCUGGAGGCCAGCCUGACUCAAUCCAGAACCCAAACACUUCCAAAUCUGAUUCAGAGGAGCAAACAGUCGCCAGACCUCCUAAAGAUGGGGCAUGAGUUUUCCCAGAGGGCAACCAGAGCUUGGCAGGAGGCUUCAGAGGCCUACCAGGGCCAGUUAGCUCAGCUGGAGGAGUCACUCGAUCAGGCCAGGAGUCGUUUGAGUCAGGUUUGCCAGGAGAAACGUGAGAGCCAGCUGAAGCUCCAAACCUUGGAGAAGGAGAUUGCUUCAGCUAAGGACGUCAGGCUACAUCUGGAGAAGACCGCGGCCCAACGCAGGGAGGAAUACUGCCAGGAGAUCCAGCAGGUCCAGGAACACUUAGAGGAGCUGGAGGUGGAAAAGGUGGAACUGGGCCAGCAGAUAGACCAUAUCCUCCAGGAGAACUGCAGCCUGAUGCAGCUGAAGAUGUCUCUGGGUCUGGAAGUCGCAACAUACAGAGCUUUGCUGGAUGGAGAGGGCUUUGCAAGAGAGGCAGCUGUGUUCAAUAAGCCAAGAAACAUUUCCAUCAGAGAUGAAAUUCUGAGUCCUCAUGGGGUUAAGAAGAAUUACCCAACCCAGCUGUCUGCUAGCCUCCAGCCCAUUUACACCUCGUCCAUCCAAGGCAGAACAAGAUCAACAAUAUCUGAAACACAAAUCCUGAGCAGAAGACCUGCAGCUUUAAGUCAACCCAUAAAGAUUUCAAGCAACCAUACAGAAGCAGCUGCCAUAAAAUGUGCAACUCCAGAAAGCCCCUAUCCAAAAAUAGUUCAGAAUGGAGCAGCUGGAAGCUUUAGGCCAGGGGAGGUUCAUGAAACAGUCACCUAUGCUGAGCCUCUAUCACCUCCUAAUGAGCAAGAGGCUCCGGAGAAAAUGUCAGAGGACGAGGAAGAAUCCGUGGUAGAAGCAGCGAUUGAGUCUGUUGUCAGCCAUACGACUGAGUUUGGUCUCAGCAGGGAGCCACCUUUACAAGAGAGAGCUGAUAACCUGUCUCCCAACCCAAUAGUAGGCAAUGUCAGUAUGACAGAGCCGCUACGUCGUUUCUCAGAUGAACUCGUAAAGGAUGUGGCCUUCGAGGGAGAAAUUGAGGCAGAGAAGGUACAACAUCUAAGGGCUCAGGCUGAGGCGUCAACAGAAGCAGAUCGUGUGUACAGAGAGGUAGAGCAAGUGCAAGAUGUGAGUUCCGAUUCAGAAACGGAAGCGAUGCUUGAACCAACCUUUGAAUCCAGACCAAGCAGUCCCGAAUCGCAGGUUGAGCCUCAAGAAAGUGUUUUUAUUCCAGUUACAGAUACCAGAAGUGAUGAAAGCAUUCUGAAUGUUGAUGCAAUUAAAAUGAGACAAGAAAGCAGCGUUCCCACUGUGGAAACAAACGGAAGGGAAGACGAGGAUACAUUGUAUCCUGACGGGGAAGAGAUGGAUACAUGGGACAGCGUAAUAGAGAGAAAGGUCAGUGAAAAGAUUGGAGAUGGUGCAAUAAAGGAAGGGAACAAGCAACAUGCUGAGCCAGAGGAGGACAUAUCAGCAAAAGAACUAGAGCUAGCAGGCAACAUGGCCUCUGUGCUCCCGCAAGUAGUAGAGAAAUGCCACACCAUGUUGGAGCCGGAGCAUGUUCCAUCUCCUGACAAGGAAGACAAAGAGGAUGAGGAGGAUGAGGAGGACUCGCAGAACGUCUCUGUGUCGUGGAGGACGGAGCUGGAGAGUGACAGCUAUGCCCAGGAUAAUACUCUUGCUGACACUCGUCCCCUGAUCCGAUACAAAAGCGACGACACCGACGCCAACACUCAAGCGUCGCACGUUGAUGAAUAUGAGUCUAGUGAAGGAGAGCAGGAAAAGAAAGUGGGAGAGGUAGGAACAGGAACAUGGAGUGAUGGCAAGCCAAAGACCUUUGGAACAAUGGAAGACCUGUGUGAGGACGUGGAAGAGGAGACAGUAGAUGAUGACUAUAAUCUGGGAUACACUCAUGUUGAAGGCAGGGAUUAUGACCACGGUAAAACAGGAAGUGAGUAUGGUACACCGGUGAAUGAUGCAGAGAAUGUUGAAGGAGUGGUUCUGAGUGGCAUUGAGGGACAUUCAGAAGAGGAAGCUGAAGACCUAACUGGAGCCACUGUACGCACUAAUGAAGACUAUGAUGAAGAGCUGGAGACGGACCGACUAGUGGAACAAGAGUUAGAAAACUUGUCAACAGAUAGUUACAGCACUCAUUUUGCUCAUGAACAGAUUACAGAAGAUAUCUUAGAAGCGGAGCAAAAGUCUAUCAAGGAAAUUAAUGAACAAAAAGAUACAGAUGACUCUUCCACCUGCGAGCCUGAUAUUGGUGUAAACUAUGGAUCUGCAUUGUCCCCAGCAGGUAUAGAUGAGGCUUUAGAAAUGCAACCUUAUAGUGAUCCAUCUGAUGAGACACAUUUGAAAAGCACUCCGUCUGGGGAGAUACUCAAAGAACAAGAAGAGACCCAAAACCCAGCAGAUGGGUCUUCCUGUGAGCCUGAAGUGAAGUUUAAUUCUGAAUUUGGACUGUACACCACAUGCAAAGGAAACGGUUCAGAGAUGGAACUGUUCAGUGAUCCAUCUGGUGAGAUGCAUUCACCGAACGAUCUGACUGAGGAAGUAAUGAAUGAGCAAAAAGAAACUGAAAAGGCAACAGAGGACACAUAUUCCAGUGAGAUUGAAAUGAGUUUGAAAUAUGAACAGGUAUCUACCACCACAGUUAUAGACGAGGAUUUACAGAGGCAACUUCUCAGUGAAGAAUAUGUAGAGAUUCAUUCAACAGACACUGUGACUGAGGAGGACAUACAAGAUACUGAUCAAAAAGUUGUAGAUGACCCAGAGACAAAAGAGGAGGUGGACGGACACAAUAUGGAGUCUACUGCUGAUGGACCAGAAAAUCGCCCUGUCUUGAAAUACUUCUUAACUAGCUCUGAUGUGGAAGACCUCGACAACCUACAGGACCAAAGUGCUGUGUUAGUGGUAACAGACGAACCGAGCUCUUUGCAAGAUGUUGAUGCUCCCACUGAGGUGCUUCCCGAGGAGGCACCCGAUGCAUCCCAAGAACAUCUAAUUGAAGAUGCUGAGAACUUUCAUAGGUUUCCUCAACAUGGAGAAAAAGCUGAUUGGGAAAACCCAGAAAACACAACAAAGGAAUCUGAAAUGAGUGUCCAGAACGAGCAUGAGCUACAGAACGAUGACAUACCCGAAUUUUCUGAUGACGACAUUAUCAUCCAUCAGGAAGAGCCAGUUGAAAUUUCCCCCGACAGAGCCCUGAAUGAAAACAAUAUUUUUAUGGUAAAGGAUGUAGCAGACAGCCAUCUCCAUACUCACUUCCCCUCCGAUGGAAAGAAUGACUUCUGGGUGUCCUCUUUGGGGACCGGUGCCACUUACACACCUGAUGAUACCUUGAACGAAGCUGCUGAGCAAACUAAGCAUAAUCAAGGAUCUGCUGAUAACAAGGACAGAGGGAACUUGGAGAACCCAAAGGUAGUUAAUGGGAACUCCAAACUAGAUACUGACCCAUCUGGCCUUGAGCCCAUGGAAGAGCAGGAACAUAUAAAUACUGAAGUGAAGAAGAUGUUUUGUAGAAAUACAGUUGAAGGGGAGGUGGUCCAUUCUGAGGAAUCAGAACCUGAGGCUGAGUCUUGGUCAUCUGGGGAAGAACCAGCCUAAGAAAGUGAAAUGUUACAAUUAAAUCAGCUCAUAGAUGCAAAUAGAAGUUAUCAAGGGUACAUUGUGUUGCUGUUUUUUUUAAGCAUCUAAAAACCAAAGUUGCCUUUGUGCAUUUCUUAGAGAAUAAACAACCAGUGUGCCAACUACCACCACAUUAAUUGGAGACAGUUGACAAAAAUGUCCUUUUUUUAUGUUGACUACAUUGGUCGACCCUUUCAAGAUGCAUGCUGAGAAUGUUUGCAUGAGAGAAGAGCAUGAAAACGGAACAAAGAGUAUCAUUUGAAAGUCAAAACAGCUAUUGAUCAGCACCUAAUCUGAUUUAGCUGGUUUAAUAGAAAUCAAUGAGACCAGCAGGCUAGGAGUCAUUGUAGAGUGCAUUUUGCAUUGCAUAGUGACAACAAUUUAGUUUUCAUUAGCUUACCUAUUACUUGUCUUUGCAUGUUAGACUCAUGUUUCCUUCUCCCUGUAAAAGUUCAUUAAAGCAGUGCGUAACUCAAAGUAGAAAAUAAAGCGUAGAUUCAUUAUG